This is a messenger RNA of Alnus glutinosa, 1923 nucleotides long. RefSeq names its product protein FAF-like, chloroplastic. NCBI's taxonomy places the organism in Eukaryota, Viridiplantae, Streptophyta, Magnoliopsida, Fagales, Betulaceae. The record is from RefSeq and is a predicted model, not a curated record. The transcript is spliced from 2 exons. The coding region runs from base 194 to 1645 and encodes 483 amino acids.
CCUACAAAUACCCCCCUCCCUCUUCUUGCUUUACCAUCAUCCACAGCCAAUCCUCAAAUAUCACAUACUCGUCAGCAUCCACUCCUUCCUUCUUCCCUGCAACUCGCACCCAGCAGGCCCUGAUCUGUUGGCUGCGUUGUUGCUUUGCCUAGCUCAGCUAAACUUGUGCUUCUCCUGUGUUGAAUCUCCGGAGAUGUCAACUCCUUUGAGCAAGAGCCGCCGCUUCUCUUCGUUUCAGAACAUUGAUGAAGAGGCUAAGGCGGUCGAAAAGCAGGGCAUCGUCACCAUUCUUGGGUCGGACUGCGAAAGAACCAAAGCUGCUUCUCUAAGAAGAACUCUAUCCGCCGACAUGUCGUCCAAGAAAUGGCUGGCUCAAAACGGGUUCUCUCCUAUGAAAAAGAUCGCGUCCUCUGAACGAAUUUCUGCCUCUUUAGCAGAUUCAUCGUCCUCGUCUGAAGGAGAAGAAGACUACGAAGAAAGGAAGGAGAAGCUCGAAGGGCGAGCACAGUUCGAUAUGUGGAGCUCGAUUUUGUCUCAGAAGGCCAACGAGGACACAUCCACACCACUUCCACCUCCUUAUAUUCACCCUCUUGUGAAGAGAUCGGCGAGCUCUUUGAACGAAAAGAGUCUCGAAAUAUGCACGGAGAGCCUCGGGUCGGAGACCGGCUCCGACGGGUUCUCGUCGUACCCAUCGUCGGAGACGGGAGAAGAAGAAGAAGAAGAAGAGCAACAACAACUACAACUACAAGAAGAUCUGAAGAUGAUCAUGUGCUCUGAAUCUUUUGAUGGGGAGGAAUUGAGGGUGGCAAAGUAUAACAACCACUACGCUAAUUCUUGUAAGAAAUCAGAGGCUAAAUCGUUCCCCCCACCUCUUCCUUCUCUCUCUCGAGAAGACGGCGCGUCUCUCCGCAUGCAGUCUCGCCGUGACAAUGGCCGAUUAGUCCUCGAAGCCGUCUCCGUCCCUUUGCAGAACCGCUUCCGCGCUCAACGGCAUGACGGCCGCCUUGUCCUCACUCUCGUCGACAGUGCUACUCUCUCAAACGAAGUAGCAGAAGAUGAAGAAGAAGAAGAAGAACAGGAAGAACUUGGAGACUUCGAGGAAGUCUAUGAUGAUGACGAUGAAGAUGAAGAUGAAGAUGAAGAAGACGAACGCGAAGAGGAGGAUGAAGAAGACGAAGAGAUGGAGCAAGCGCCGACGUUUUCAAGUAGGGUGAUAAACGUGCAUAGAUUAGCUCUAAUGAUGAACAAGCCCAUUGGGAUAGCCGGCAGAAAUCCGACAUGGCCACGCAAGUUCAACGAAGUUGUCAAAUUCCAAGACGAUGAAACGGAGCCGGAGCUAACACAAGUAACAAAAUCUCUGCCACCUCGGCCCCGCGUGGCUCGGCUCAUGCCGUCAAAGCCGGCAGCGUCAUCCACGGCUUCCGUCAAUUCUUACGAGUACUAUUGGCGGGCCAAGCCGACCCAAAACCCGGCGGCGGCCGUCAAAAACAACACAAACAACCUCAUCAUCUCCAAAAAUAUCGCGGCGGCAAAUGAUCAGAACAGAGGAAACAAAGGAGAUUACUUUCUUCCUUUGUCAAAGGGCUGCAAGGAGCCACGAAGGUCUCUUCUUUUCUGGGAGCCCUAUUGCAUUGCCACCUCCUGAUCGAUCAUCCAUUAAUCCUCUUACCAUUAAUUCUUACUUAAAUUACUACAUAUUGUACCGUUUCUUAUGCGUAUUUUCCCGUAUGCUCCCACUCUCUCAGGGUUUGUGUAGUCAAAAUAAAAAGAAACAAGAGCAACGGACAAAUCUUAGACUUCUUUUCAUUGAUUUAAAGUUUAAACAGAGACCCAAUUAGAGAGAAAGAGAGAUGGCCCUGACAGUGUAUAAAUUUCAUCAGCGUCUGCUAUUUAUUAAUUAAAGCGAGAUCUUAAUUAGCAUCA